GUCGAUAAAUAUCAUUACAUCGAGUAUGAAAAUGAAGGGACCAUUGGAAGUUACAUAGAGGAGGAGAGGGAGACUGCAAGUGAGGAGGAGAGGAAGAGAGGAGGCAGCAGGAGGAGUGCAGCGGGGCGCGUGCGCGGCCGGAGCGAGCAAGGGUCGAGGUGACGCAGGCCUGGCAGUAACCCUCCCGAUUGUGAUUGGUGUGUUACGUUUCCCGGAGUCCGGCUCCUCGUGCUCGCUCUCGCACCGCCGUCGAACUGGACUUUUGAUUAUGUGAGUGGCACCGCGACACAAUGACAAGGCGGAUGGAUGUGUUGCUGAGCUGUCGGGAUUAAACUAUUUUAUGAGUCUGCUGAAAAAGACAUAGGAUAUGAAAAUAAAAGUUUUUUUUUUAUUUCCCCGACAGGUGUAUCAACUUAAUAACUACGUGCACGGUCUACUAUCUGCUGUAGCUGUUUACUGUAUGAAUAUCAUAAGCAAUAUCUUGUAAUCUGUUUCGAAAUGGAGACAUCCGUAUUAUACAAAUGAAUGUGCAACAGAAGAGCGCUUAACACAGCUGCGAUAAGCAAAUACAUUAACAUUCAUUAUUAACAUUAACUAAACACCUUACCUACAAACGGAAGUGUAUCACAGAGAAAUAUAUAUAUAUCUUCUCAUACUAACCUAACUCUACGUAUCCUGGUUAACUUAGAUUUCCUGAAUUUCUCAAGCAAAAACGAAAUUCCACGGGAACUUUAUCUUUCUACAUAAAGUCCCCCUUCGUUUGGGUAAAAUUUGUUGGAUGAUUUGCUCCACAUAAACAGACGCUGAAUGACAACGUGACCCUGCCUCCCACCGCCGACUUCCUCUCCCGAUCCCCAGAGGUUGGCCGAGGGGAGAGGAGGCAGCAUGGAAACGUCAGCCUGAACACGAGAGACCGGCGUGGGAUCCGCGAGAAUAUGUUCAGUCUUCAGAAAAUCUCUUCCAGCAGAUGGCUUUCGAAAUGUCGAUUUUCGCCAUCGAAAUAGAGUUAUUCAUCACGAUGAACAUUCUAACGGAAUAAAGUCAGCUUUGCCAGAAUGAAUAAUGCGAGUGAACUUUGUAGUGUUAGGAUGAGCAUAUGCUGAAGCUGAAAUUGCUUACGUGCAUCUGGCGUUGCACGUAGGACCUUCGCUUCUCCGAGACCUUGCGCGCCCCAGAAGAGAAGGCGAACGACAUGAGUUAUGGAGGAAGGAUGAGCAGCGAGAAGAUUUCAAGCCAUGGAGGAGCGAUGAGCCGCGCGGAGCAUGUCACGAGCGAGUCCAUUCCCUGCCGCAGCGGUGCUGAACAUCCCAAGUUCCCGGAGCUGUGUGUCCGUGCGGGCGCGAAGACCUACGAUACCUUACCGAACUUAAACAAUAAACUCUUUCCUCAAACGGCGCUCGACUUGGUUUACGUUCAGUGUUCGGGGAAAACGCGAGUGGCAUGGGAGAGCAAGGACCUACGUGCAUUACACUCCUGCGACCAAGACGGCCUCGUCGGAGAGUCCAGUGAACUCGAGUCGCCGUCUGGCAUUCCGCCAGGAGCAAUUCCUCUGGUCGCUGCCCCAUUCCCUUCGUGUAAAGGAUCUUCACCAAAGAUCUUUAUCACUUACCCCUCACUUCCAUUCGCUGCCUGCGCGUCGCCCGUGUCUCUCGUUCUUCCACCUGUCGCUUCUUGCUCCUUCCCCCCUUCCUCCGCCUUCUGCUCCAUUUCCAUAUCCGCCGCCUCUUCCCGCUCCUCUCAACCUGUUGUUUCCUCCGCCGCCUCGGCAUCUCCUGCCUCUUGCCCCGACGCCCAAUCCCCCGUUUGCAAUUUUCAUGAUUCGUGCAGAUAUUCGGAUGCUGCGCCAUUUGCUCCGACCGCCCCGGCCCCGGCCUCGGCAGGCGUGCGCCCCCCCUCCUGCGCCCCUCGGUCCCCAAGCAUUGCACCUUUACCCUCAAAUCCCACACCUUCACCAACGAGCACGUUACUUUCAGCCACUCGGAGAGCGCUCUCAAAGGAAGCUUCUCCCUCUGAAAGUAGGAGAGAAAAUACGGAGAGUUUCUCGUGGCCUCGCGCAGGGCUGGCCAAGCGAGACAAUGGGCUGAGCCUGCAGGCAUCCUCUCAGCCUUUGUUUGGCUUCAUUCUCAAGAACAGGUUGACCUCCAGGACACAAAAGGAUGCCAUGUGGAGAGGGCGCCAAACACAGCUGCUGAGGAUCCUGGCCACCAUCUUGGCCCUCAUGACGACCUCGGCUGUGGCAUAUGAACUCAAGCCCACCACCACCCUGUCGAAGGUCACCCUGGCCGGCCUCACCGCCAGCCUGCCCUGCGAGCUGCCUCUGCCGGCGGACCGCCCGACGCUCAUCCUCUGGUACAAGGACCAGGCAACCAAGCCAUUUUAUAGUUACGACGCGAGAGAGACGGCUGCAGGACACCACAAGGUUCACGACAAGUCUGAGCUAGGAACAAGAUCCCACUUUAGGCUGGAAACUUUCCCUCGUAACUUCAAGGUAAAGUUGUUGCUGUAGUUUGGAAGGGGAAAGUUCACACGGGCAUAUAAAGGUAAGAUUUUAGACAAGGGCUGAGUUCAUGUUCGUAAGGAUAUGAUGUACUGAUGCCGGGUUUGUGUGUGUUUGGGCGU
Messenger RNA from Penaeus monodon (black tiger shrimp), 2619 nucleotides. RefSeq lists its product as uncharacterized. Lineage: Eukaryota; Metazoa; Arthropoda; Malacostraca; Decapoda; Penaeidae. Bases 1193 to 2506 code for a protein of 437 amino acids. The transcript is spliced from 4 exons. The record is from RefSeq and is a predicted model, not a curated record.